CUUCGGCUGUCAGGGCAUGAUGGGAGUUGUAGUUUUGCAGCAGCUAAAGAGCCGCUGCUUGGGGAACGCUUAUCUUGCAGUGCAACAUUCUAUUACUUCCCCAUUGAAGUUUAUGCUUCUGCAGAAUGACUGGGAUCUUUCCAAUGCACAUACAACACAAUGUUUAUUUUUUUCCCUCCAGUGCUGGAUGGUGUCUGGCAGCAGUUUAUCUUCUCCAAAUCCUUAUAAUCAGCAGUGUCGGAGGUGUCUGGCAGCAGCCUAUCUUCUACUACUCCUUAUAGACAGUAGUGCGGAGGUGUCUGUCAGCAGCUUAUCUUCUCCCAAUCCUUAUAAUCAGCAGUGUUGGAGGUGUCUGGCAGCAGCUUAUCUUCUCCAAAUCCUUAUAAUCAGCAGUGUCGGAGGUGUCUGGCAGCAGCCUAUCUUCUACUACUCCUUAUAGACAGUGGUGCAGAAGUUUCUGGCAGCAGCAUAUCUUCUCCUAAUCCUUAGACAGUGGUGCGGAGGUGUCUGGCAGCAGUUUAUCUUCUCCAAAUCCUUAUAAUCAGCAGUGUUGGAGGUGUCUGGCAGCAGCUUAUCUUCUCCAAAUCCUUAUAAUCAGCAGUGUCGGAGGUGUCUGGCAGCAGCCUAUCUUCUACUACUCCUUAUAGACAGUGGUGCAGAAGUUUCUGGCAGCAGCAUAUCUUCUCCUAAUCCUUAUAGACAGUGGUGCGGAGGUGUCUGGCAGCAGCUUAUCUUCUCCCAAUCCUUCUAAACAGCAGUGUUGGAGGCUUCACUGAUUGGCUGAAAUGGCUCGCUUACUCACCAAGUCCUGCUUCUUGAAAGGGGGUCCGUCCUGUGCCCCGGGUUCCGUCUUGCUCAGGGCAUACAGCUCCAGAGAUGGUGACACACAAUACUUGCACAAAAGCAUCGUCCCAACCAUGCACUUCCAGAAAAGUCUACCUAGGUUGCCAAUUCCUAAACUUGAAGACACAGUAAAAAGAUACUUGAACGCACAGCGACCACUCCUAGAUGAUGAACAGUUCAGCAAGACUGAGCAGCUGGCACGGAAUUUCCAGAACGGUGUAGGGCAGCAGCUGCACGAGGAGCUCGUCCGGCAGGAUAAGCAGAACAAACACACAAGCUACAUCUCCGGUCCAUGGUUUGACAUGUAUCUCUGCGCAAGGGAGUCCAUUGUUCUUAAUUUUAACCCAUUUAUGUCCUUCACUCCUGAUCCGAAGCCAGAGUAUAACAACCAGCUUCUCAGGGCCACAAACAUGACUGUGUCAGCCAUGCGUUUCCUAAAGACCAUUAGAGGCAGCCAUUUGGAGCCAGAAAUUUUCCACUUGAACCCUGCUAAAAGUGACACAGAAAGAUUCAGGAAACUUAUUCGUCUUGUGCCUCCCUCCCUUUCUUGGUACGGUGCGUACAUGGUAAAUGCUUACCCCUUGGACAUGUCUCAGUAUUUCCGUCUCUUUAACUCUACCCGCAUACCGAAGCUGAACAAAGAUGAACUGGUAACCGAUGAGAAGGGAAGACACCUCCUGGUCCUCAGAAAGGGGAACUUUUAUGUAUUUGAUGUAUUAGAUAGAGAUGGAAACAUAGUGAAAGCAUCCGAAAUCCAUGCCCAUCUGAAGCACAUCCUGUCAGAUUCAAGCCCCACAUCAGAAUUCCCCUUGGGGUAUCUGACAAGUGAAAAUAGAAAUACAUGGGCGCAAGUAAGGCAGAAGCUUAUUGACCAAGGCAACCAUGAUGCUCUAAAGAAAAUCGAUUCUGCCGUGUUUUGUCUAUGUCUGGAUGAUUUUCCAACUAGAGAUCACAUUCACCUGUCACACAACAUGCUCCACGGAUCUGGUGUCAAUCGGUGGUUUGAUAAGUCGUUCAGCAUCAUCAUGACGGAGGACGGGACGGCGGCCAUUAACUUUGAGCACUCGUGGGGAGAUGGAGUCGCUGUUCUACGAUUCCAAAAUGAGGUUUUCAAGGAUAGCACAGAGAGGCCGAGUAUAUCACCGCAGAGCGCUGCAGCAGCCGUGGACUCCAGUCAGGCUGUUCAAAAACUGACCUUCAAUCUGGACGACUCCCUCAAAGCGGCGGUAUCUGAGGCUAAGAAGAACUUCGAUGCAUUAGUGGGUUCCCUAACCAUCGCAGCCAUGGAAUUUAAGAGAGGAGGGAAGGAGUUCCUGAAAACUCAGAAGCUCAGUCCUGAUGCCGUAUCUCAGCUCUCUUUCCAAAUGGCGUUCCUGAGGCAGUAUGGGCAGACGACCGCAACUUAUGAAUCGUGUAGUACAGCAGCCUUCAAACAUGGCAGAACAGAGACCAUCCGUCCUGCCUCCAUUUAUACCAAAAAGUGCUCCGAAGCUUUUGUGAAUAAUCCCUCUAAACAUACCCCGGCAGAGCUAAAGACAAUGCUGCAGGAAUGCUCCAAAUAUCAUGGACAGCUGACAAAAGAGGCCGCAAUGGGUCAAGGCUUUGACAGGCAUCUGUUUGCCUUAAAAUACUUAGCAGCUGGAAAAGGCAUGAAUGUCCCAGACCUGUUCCAGGAUCCAGCCUAUGCACGUAUCAAUCAUAACGUCCUAUCUACCAGCACCCUGACCAGCCCGGCCGUGCAGCUUGGAGGCUUUGCCCCUGUGGUCCCGGAUGGAUUCGGAGUGGGCUAUGGAGUACAUGAGGACUGGAUUGGAUGCAAUGUAUCUGCCUAUCCGGCACGUGAUGUUAAGCAGUUUGUGCAGUGUGUGCAUCAAUCCCUGGAGGACAUUUUCAAAGUUUUGGAAGACAAACGUGUUAAUAAAUAGAUGAGAUGCUGCUGAUUGCUGGACGAUGAAGAACUGGUGCCUUUUUUUUUUUUACUCUCUACCACUGUACUUACAGCCUAAAUUGUACAGUGUAGUUGAGGUGUCUAUAGAUUUAACAAUGUAAGGGAACCUGUCAUCAGAUUUUACCGUAUAUAAUGAACGUCUCCCAGGGAUGGUAAGGAUGAAGAUUUUACUAAUUAUAUCUAUCUAUCAUAAAAUAUUCAUCCUUACCAUCCCUGGGAGACGUUCUUGUCGGCAGGGAUGGUGAGAAUAUCUAGUUUGAAAGUGUUCCCGCCUGCCCCAUAAAUAGUCCUCUUGGCAAGGAGCUAUACUUGCCUAGUCCUACUGUAAUCAUGCCCCCUUAGCAUGAUUGACAGCCCGGGCAUGGCCCACAUUAUCGCUCUGCUCCGUCUGCUUAGGCAGCAGAGCUGUGACGAGGGCUGUCACUCAUGCUAAGGGGGCGGGAUAAAAGAUGGAGGAGCAGGACUAGGGGAGUAUAGCUCCCCGCCCAGGGGACUGCUUACAGGGGACACUUUUUAACUAUAUGGGGGAGAUUUAUCAAAACCUGUCCAGAGGAAAAGUUGCUGAGUUGCCCAUAGCAACCAAUCAGAUCACUUCUUUCAUUUCUGAAAACGCCUCUGAAAAGUGAAAGUGAUCUGAUUGGUUGCUAUGGGCAACUCAGAAACUUUUCCUCUAGACAGGUUUUGAUAAAUCUCCCCCUAUAUCCUCAUCAUUGCUGCUGACAGGAAGGUGGAUGGCGAGAGAAAAUUUUACCAUAUAUGACGCAAUGCCACACGUUGUAUAUGGUAAAAUCUGAUGACAGGUUCCCUUAAACUGCAUAAGGAUGCAGUCUCAAAACUGUGGCCUUCUUUUGUUCACAUAAAGAGAGUAAAAAAAACAGCAAUAGUGUUAUUGUGAUAUGUCAUUACUAUUAAUGAACUUAGCAGAUGUAACAGUAGGAAUAAAAAUCAAAAUCUUAAAACAUCUAUAAAAAUUUUAUAGAUUUUGUACUGUGUCUGAUCAGAUAGAGUUGGAUUAUCAAGGAUUGGAUGAAUGUCAUGGAAUCUUAAACAAAGUAAAAGACUUCACCUAUGGGGUUUAAAGGAGUACUCUAGCGCUGACCAUUCCUCCUCCAUUCUGCCCGGGCUGAAAAAAAUAAAAAAUGAAAAACUUUCACCUUCCUGCGUUCCCCUGGAGCUCAGCUACAGCUGUUCGUCCUCCGGUCCAGUCUUCUUCCUCCUUUCCCGUGCACGGAUCGUCACACAGUGCUCAGCCUAUCACCGGCCAAGGCGGGACAUCACUGCGGCCGGUGAUAGACUGAGCGCCGUUUGACAAUCUGUGCACAAGAAAGAAGACCGGACCGGAGGACCGAACAGCUGUAGCAGAGCUCCAGGGGAACACAGGAAGGUGAGUGAAAGCUUAUUUUCAUUUUUUUUUUUUUUUUUCCAGCCCGGGCAGAGUGGAGGAGGAAUGGUCGGCGCUAGAGUACUCCUUUUUAAUGUUGUUUGGUUGGGCAUUCAAUAAUGGCACCUACCCCUGAACAUGCAAGAGGCAUCGCUGUACUGUAUAGCUGUCACCAAUGAGCCUAGUUAUUGUGUGAUUUCAGGUGUUAAUGAUUGAUGUACCGAGAUGCUACAUGAUGUCACAAUUUAUCAACAUAAAUUUAACAUUUUAAAUAAUUGCA
This is a messenger RNA of Hyla sarda, 4452 nucleotides long. It is a transcript of the gene CPT2, whose product is annotated as carnitine palmitoyltransferase 2. The record is from RefSeq and is a predicted model, not a curated record. Gene Ontology annotation, molecular function: carnitine O-palmitoyltransferase activity. NCBI's taxonomy places the organism in Eukaryota, Metazoa, Chordata, Amphibia, Anura, Hylidae. Gene Ontology annotation, cellular component: mitochondrion. Bases 786 to 2768 code for a protein of 660 amino acids. Gene Ontology annotation, biological process: fatty acid beta-oxidation. The transcript is spliced from 6 exons.